GAUGGAGAGACGCGCGUGCUUCCUGCUGCCAACAUCCACUCCACUGUAUGAUUAAACUUGAUUCGGAUGCGCUUUGAAGGCGUGGUUUUAUCUCACUGACACGCGACUCUCAUUCUUUCAUUGAUAACCCGUCGAGUGGACUAUCCAGUGCACGAGCAGCGUGUCAAUGGCGCAUUAAUCAAAGGGAAGAAGAUGAUUUGAGAUAGACGCGCAUACCAGUUUACUGUAUAUUUGUGACAGGCACAGGAUUCAUUUUCUAAAUCAUUUAAGGGAAGAUUUGGAGGUGCCACCGUUGGAAUUUCAGACUUUGGAAUAUUUAAAUUUUUGAUCACAUAAAACGGAAUUGAUCAUGGAAAACGUACCAAAUGCCAAAAGGAUCGUGACUGUCCAAAUGAUGCCGCAGAUAGCCAGUAUAGAUGCACUGGGCAAUAAAGAGUUAAAUGCUAACUGGGACAUCGAGCCAAAGUUAAGCAUCAAACAGGAUUGCUCCUCUGGCCAGAAACCGAAAUCAGAUCAGGAUAAUAUGCACCUUAAGUCUUCCAUCAAAGAGCCCACAUCCCACAUCACAAUUUUGGGAGGAAAAAACACUUCAUCCCAUGGCAGUGAAGAUCACAGGCAACCUCAAAGUAGUCUUCCAGACAUGAAGACAUCUGAGAAGUGUGCCAGGAGCAACGAAGAUGAAAACAAAGAUUGUGAUGCUCUUUCCAAUUCUGAAACAUUGACUGUCCUUUGUGCUAAAAACCUGACCUCUGACCCAUCUACUGUUGCGUGUAAAGUCGACAAGGAGAAAAAUGGCAACAGCAAAACGAAGGCACUUGAAAAAGAGUCCAAAGCACAAAGCAGAGCAUCAGCGGUUGGAGAAUCUAAUGCAGUUAAAGAGACAGUGCACAAUGAAAAACCAAGCCAGGCUAGUCAACAAAACCCCUCUAAAUCUGAUACAUCCCUCCAAAAGAAUUUAUCUCCCAACACUGAUGUCACAAACAAAAACACAUUGGUUGUAUCUGAAUCAAAAGAAUCGAGUUUGACCACCAGCGUAACCCAUGCAUCCAUCAUCAGUUCCCAGUCCAAGCAGCUCCACAUGGGAACAAACAUGAAUGCUUUAAAAACCAUACAUCAUUCUGGAGCCACAAACACAACAAAUGACCAAACAUCUCAUCCUGAACACAACGAUAAGAAACCUCCACAAGAGCUCCAGCAUGUGCCUGUUAAACAGGACAGCAGUAGCAUCGAGUGCAUGGCGAAGGAUCUAAAACCAACAGGAAUCUCUCAAGAGGCUUCCUCCAGGCAGCCAUCGGCGUCUCCAAGUAACAAUGCAGCUGAUACCUCAAGUCACCAAAUGAAAGUGAUGGAUGAAGAAGUCCAAACGCAGGUAGCCGUUCCUGAAGAGCAAAAGCGGGUCCACUGCAAACUCUACCGUGAAGCCUCCACCAUGACAUCAACCGUUGAGUUUGGCAACCAAGCCAAAACACAAUGCCAAGACGUGGAAGUCCAAGCAGUGGCUGCGGUCUGCAGUCAAUCUACAGCUACUAGUCCUAGUCUUCUAUCUUUGCAACCCCGUCAGAGACAAGUUAGUCUAAUUCCCGAGGAGGCUGAAAGCCUAGCGGUAGUUAUUGAGGUGGACGCCACAGACAGUCCCUCACGUGUCAUCUCAGAGAUCUGUUUGACCGCACCAUCUGUCGUGUCGUCCACUAAUGAGAAGUCUCCACGAUCGGGCACAGUGAUGGUGCACGUAGGUGCUGACCUUCAACCGGAGUCAAAGCUCGGGGCCAAGCCUAAUGAGCCUGGGGAUUCUCAACACAACGCCCAAAGAGGAUUUUCGCCUCUUCAACCUGUUUAUCAAAUUAAUAUAGAGACAGGCAACCAAAACAAAUCUAAGGAAACUAGUCAAGUCACACCUGCUGUCUCAGCAUCUGGUCCUCAUACAGCAUCCAUCACGCAAGAUCCCAUCACAACAUCUGGUCAGGCCAAGCUUCCUGCAUCUAAAUUAACUCUCUCACAAUCUGAUUUGUCUUCUCAGACCAAUGUACCGUCGACAAAACCUCCAUCAAAUAUUACAAUGGACACUCCUCCAACGUCAAGCUCCACGCCGCAAGGCAAGAAGGCAGGAGCUUCCAAGCCAGAGCCGGAGAAAAAGAAGGAAGAGGACGAGGCAGCCAAGCAGAAGAAGAGCGUGAAUGACGUCGUGUGGGACGAGCAAGGUAUGACAUGGGAGGUUUACGGAGCGUCGGUUGAUCCAGAGUCGCUUGGCUUCGCCAUUCAAAGUCAUCUGCAGUGCAAAAUCAAGGAGCACGAAAAGUUGAUCAUAGCCAAGACGUCUCUCCGAAAAUCCUUAUCUUCAUCUCCUGGCAAGAAGAAAAAGAGGAGGCACGUCAACAUCAACUUCAGGACCAUGUUCCAAAACAUCAGGCGACCCAACUGUUGUACACGACCGUCGGCACAAGAGUGAAAGACUUAAGGUUUGUCGAUAGGUCAGUGUGAUCAAAUCUUCUGAGACUGUUCAAGUGCAAAGCAUGCUGGGAAGAUUUUGUUAAAUAUAUAGACACAUGGUGAUUUGAUUGUUGUGUGGAAAACAGUAACCUUAAAGAAAAUAUUUUCAGAGAAAUACUAAAUUAUUUAUGGUGAUAGUAAAGCUAUAGCAAUGUUUAAAGUGAAAUGGCAAUAAUUAUAAUUAAUAGAAUCAUAGUAAUGAUUAUGUGUAGUAAUAUGCAUGUAUAUUAGUUCAGAACCUAUUGUGGGAUCCAAGAUUAUGCACUGUAUUGAUCAGCAAAUGUAUGCAUAUAACUUUUAAGUUGAAUAUCUUUAUUCACGCUCAGAGUCGUAGUUUGUUUUGAAUACCAUAUUUUUAAUUUAGUGCCAAUCCUGAACUUGGUAAAAACGUAUCCAUUUUAUUUUUUAGAAAAGAUAAAAGCUUCUGCUUGUCAUUCUUGUAAAAAAAAGAGCCUGUCCAAGGAUUUGUCUUUGAUGGUGAUAUAUUAUAUGAUUUUAUAUUAAAACAAAUG
Messenger RNA from Triplophysa rosa, 2999 nucleotides. RefSeq names its product GPRIN family member 3b (gene gprin3b). Gene Ontology annotation, cellular component: plasma membrane. The coding region runs from base 350 to 2446 and encodes 698 amino acids. The record is from RefSeq and is a predicted model, not a curated record. NCBI's taxonomy places the organism in Eukaryota, Metazoa, Chordata, Actinopteri, Cypriniformes, Nemacheilidae. Gene Ontology annotation, biological process: neuron projection development. The transcript is spliced from 3 exons.